Molecule: messenger RNA, 14082 nt
Organism: Pocillopora meandrina
Lineage: Eukaryota; Metazoa; Cnidaria; Anthozoa; Scleractinia; Pocilloporidae
Source: the annotation of a GenBank genome assembly
AUGUUUCGUAGUCGCCACCCUAAGUCGAGAAGAAUUCUUGAGCAGGAGAAAAUUAUUGCCCAAACGUUUGUUAAGUUUCUGGAGGACAACAAUCGUAAGGAAGACAUGUUUGUAGACGAAUUGAGGCAGAUAUACCAAGGAGAAUUUCGCCGUUUUUAUAACACGCUGGGUAUGUCAUUCUCCAAAACUUUGAACACGCUCACGUACCAUAUAAAUGCUUGUCAGCAAAUUCAAGAUCGUGUUAUCUUUGGUGGCGGAGAAGCCGCAGCUCUUACACUCCUCACUGAUGAUCCUGAUGAUGAUCUUUGUUACCGCUCGCCCUCGAGCUUGAGCCCUUUCUAUUGUAAUAUAUGUAAAAGAGAUCUUGGAGAUGAUAGAGCUUACAGCAAACACAUUGAAGGGGUGAAACAUCGCCAACAGCAUAUCCUCAUAACGAUUCGAAAAUCACUGGAAAAGUAAGUGUUUUCCUUUGGAAGGUAAUUCAAAGGUAUUAUAUUGUUCUGCUUUUUGCUAAUAUCUAUUUCGUUCCUAAAGAGAGUCAGGAAAAACUAGUUACAAUACUUACAAGAUUACAGAAAUAAUGAUUUAAUUUACUUCAUUGUUUCCAUUUAGCUGCAUGAUUAAAUAAUGGUUGCUUUCUUGGUAAUAUUGAAGUUUCGCUCACAUGUAAAUUAGGGACAAUUUGGACGUGUUCAGAGAUGAUCUUAAAUUUUUCUUCCACAACUGUUCUUAGUACGGGAAGUAAGUUUCCCCCUACUGCUCUCCCGUCAUGACUAACCCCCUUUUCUCUCGUUAGUUAAGUAUUUCUAUAGAUUUAUGUGACAAACAUCAUUAAAAUAAACCAGAUUAAGGAUGAAAUUUGAUGAUAUAUGUUUCUUGUAUGGUUGUCAAAAUAAGGGGUGAUGUUUGUCAAGUAAGGGAAACAGCAGAUCUGAAAAAACUUUGAGAAAAUUCCUCGGUAACAAGUCGUUUUUUUAUGUUUUUGUUUAUCCAGGCCAGAACUUGUCUUUGACAAAAAUGGGAUAAGAGUUACUUCAAAUCCCGCUGGAGAUGAACAUGGUGUGAUUGAAUUGAAAGUGGAGAGUGGAAAAUACGGGCAAAUUGUGUUGAUCAUAGAGAACCUCAGUAAGGAGACCAUCACCCUUGAGGAUAUAACCCUUCUGUGGAGUGUCAACUUUUUCGAUUACUCGGAAAUAUCCAGUAUUGGGUUUUUUGAGGGUCGCCUCCACCCAGGUAAUUUUCGACCUGCUCUCCAGAACACUUACGAAAUUUCCAUUGCUAAGUUUCAUCCAAUUUUCUUUAAUUGUGACAUUGAUAUUAGAGGGGUAGACUUAUGAUAGAGAAGGAAGAUAUAUUUGCAGUAGAAGAGGGAAUUUUUCUCAUGAUUAAUGCAUAUAUUUUCCAGUAAAUCCUAUUUAAUAAGGCAUUCAUAAAAUGGUUGAGAUGAUUUGCUAUGAAGAACAUUUGUCUCCGAUGGUUUAGGACUGUUCUGGAAUCGCUGCCAAAAUGCACAUCAUAGACACCGAUCUCGACGCCUACAGACUAACUGUUCUAUUUCAGUGUGACUCGACGUUUUUAAGAGCGUGAACUUGAUAACAAGGUUCCACGUAAAGCGCUUCUAGUUUCUUUUUUUCAUGUAGGUCUAACUGAUCAUUCGGCGCGAGCAAAAAAUAUUAGAUGUAUUGUGUUUAGAUUGCGCAUAUAGUCAACUGCUUUGGACUCAGUCGAACGAGGGCAGUCCAUCAUCUUGUGAAAACUGCUUUACUACUGAGUUUAAAUUGCUUCGUAAUGGUAUGCAUAUCUCUACAGUGACGUAAGGAAAUGGAUUUUUUAUUUAACAGGUUGUCAGAGGAGGUUCAGGAUUGGCUGCAAACCUUGCCGGGAGUUUGGUUAUUCGUAUGUUCCCGGUGUGCUUACAUUUCAGACCGGAGACGGGGUGGAGUUUCACAUCCUGAGGUUUUUUUCCGUGCGCAUCGUGAGUGACUUGUACGAUGACUUGAAGCAGGCCUCAGAGUAUAAACCUCCUCAACGGGCAACAGAAAUUCCCAGGGAUGUUAAAACAUUUGGAGGGAUACCCCUUCCACGGUACAGAAUGGCAUUUUCUGCGUUGUUGAUUUUUCAAUCAUCGGUUUUUGUGAUUGUUCUUUUUCAUCAUCCGUCUGCGUUGGUCCACGGAAUACCUGAAGAAGUGUCACUGAAAUACUUUAAUUCAUUGAAAACGCUAGUAUGAGUUCGAAAAAAAAAUCUUUUAAGGCAUAAAUACCACUUGCCAUAAACCAACCAACCUGCAAGGCUGAGAGAGAGAGACAUUUGUUAAAUGCAUCUCCAAACAAAAGAGAUUCGGCAACUGGUUAUGCAACUAAUUAUGCUCCAAAAUGUGUGGUUCAUGGCAUUCAAAAUUUCCUCCGAGGAAUUCUUGUAUUAACAAGAGUGACUCUUGUUAAUAGAGUGCUCAUUAUUACCAUUAUUACUAUUUUUCUUUUAUGAAAAAUACGUUCAAAACUUUUCUGAGACUUUCCUCAAAUCUAUAAACGUAACGUACAUGAUAAUUUUUAUUUACUGACUUUCAGGCAGAAAACGAAUUAAAUCAGAGGUAAUAACUCAUGUGCUCAGUUAUGUAAUUCAAAUAUUCAACGUCACCGAUAUUUUUUAUUUUGAUCUUCCUUGCCUUUUAGGUUACAGAGGAAUGGCUUAAUUAUGGAGAAGCUAGACGUUCACGAAAUCCCUUUAACUGUAAAAGCCCAGGUCAUUAAAAGCAAUCAAAUCCGAGAAGGACUUUGGUAAGGAAACUUUGUGCUUUAAAAUGAGGUGUAUAAUCUGCAGCUCACCUGCUUGUCUUGUUUUCAGUGAGCGACUGAAAAAGAAUUUGAGCUUUUACGACUACAAAGAGAAGUUCUCUCUGCUUCUUCACGUGGAAGAACUACAAAUGCAGAAGGAUAUCAGAAACUAUGAUAUGAAAGGGGUUGUUUUUCAACAGGAAAGAGGAGACAGACAAUUUCUGAUCUUAGAGGUUGGUAGAUGAUCUUGAGCCAAUCAAGAACACAUGUUAUAUUAAAAGCCUCUUUUGUUUCCAGAUAUAACACCGAUGCCGAGAAAAGCAAUUUUUCGUCGUUUAUUUUCCAUUUAUGUCUGAAAGAUUAUUUUCUUUUGGCCACACUGCUUGAUUUCGAAAACCUCCAGGGUCUGGUGUUCAAUUUUCUUCUUGGAUACGGGGAGUUUAGUACUCGUCCUUCUAUAAUACCAUGAUGAAUUUUUUAUAAUUUUUUUAUUGGACCACUGAGGUUUCAUUUUCCUUUAGAGAAAAAGAAACGUGCAUGGAACGCAUAGGAAGAGUUUUAUUGACUAAAAGGAUUUCAGUUUCGUGGUUAAUUUUUUAUUUUGUUUUUAUUUUUAUUUGUUGUUUUUGUGUGUGAAUUUUAGGUACCUGGUCUUGCAGAAAAUCGCCCGUGCGUGUUACGCGGUGACAAGAUCUAUGCCUACGAGCCGGGUGUAUUACAGCGGCGAUACGAAGGAAUCGUGCACAAAGUCCAAAUGCUGGAUGUGAAACUUGGCUUUGACAUGAACGUGUACGUAGUGAAUUGGUCAAAAUAUAUUAUAAGAUGGUGUCGUUGUUCUCAGAGUCUUGCAUGAGUUGCUUUUUCUGGCGUAGAAAGCGAACCAUGAGAAUUGUUACUUCAUGAUAGCCGGUUUAUUCUAUGUAGAACAAUGAGACUCGGUAAACUACAACGACUCACUAAGAAAGGACUGACGACUGAAUGUAGUGCGAAGGUUUCUGUGAAAGCAGAGUGCGUCAUAAGAAAAUUGCUGUUUAUAGGAAGUCGCCUCCAAGGGGUUAGGAGUGUGUUGUGAUCUCGUAUCUCAUAAUUUCCUCCUCAGUAUGCCUUAUGUUAAGAAUAAGAAGUUCGACAUCCAGUUCACUUUCCAUCGACUUGCAGUACAGAUGGAACAUCGCGCGUGUGAGCGGAUUGCAUCUGUGAACAGGCAAGACAUGCGACACGUUCUCUUCCCAUCAAGGGACUGCCUCGAUCAGAAAGGAGAAAUUAAGAAGAAAGUCAGGUAAGUUGUAAAUUAUAGGGAUAUAAUCUUUUAGUGAUAAUUCACGGUAUUGCCAUGUUUUACACUUAAGAGAUGCCUUCCAUGCAUUGCCUGCUCUCAUCUCUCGGAAUGUAUGCGCCCAAGAUGGCUGCAACGUGUUACUUUGUUCUCAUCAUAUUAGGUUUUUUAAUUUGUUUUCCUACUCUCUUUCGAUCAUCAUUUAUCAAUUUUUCGGUUUAUGAGAGUCCUCUUACUUUAUUGCUGAGAUGUCAUGGUCCUCCUCGCGCAGUUAGAUUGGUGGAUGGAAGAAACAAACUUACGCGCUCGAUUUGUACUUGGUGCAAACGUGGUCACUUGACGCUUGGUCUGCCUACAAAAUUUGACCUUACUAUCUUCGUGGACGUUGAAUCUAAUCCUGGUCCAACAUCCCCUCGGAUGGUGGGGAUACAUAAAGAACAAAACGCCUAUCUGGGAUAUAAGUUCUCUGCGUUUUCGACUGCAACGAAAUCGAUGAAUUGGCUUAAUCACAAUUCACAACACACUUCUCCAUUAGUGCCUUUUGUUCGUAGUGCUCAGAGCUUCUGCUACAACUGGAAUCUCCCAUGUAUUUUACUUCCUCUGGGCAAAAAUUGUCAAAGAAAGUUUAGAGGUUGCAGAGCGGGAAAAAUAGUUCAAGAAAAGCGGCGGCGCUUGAAUUAUAUUCGAGCUUUGGUCUCACCCCAAGGCUGUCGAUUAAAUUCCUCACGAUUUACAUGCACGAUGAAGACUCCUGUUGGAUCGAAUCUUAGAAAUUUAAUUGAACUUACUCCUAACCCGAUUAAAAGCUACACACCAAGGGCUCGCUUCGUGAAUUUUUGCUUGCUAAAUGCGCGUUCAAUUAACAACAAGACUACUAUCAUCAAGGACUUUGUCGUCGAAAAUAAUAUUGGUCUUCUUGGCUUGACAGAAACAUGGCUUCAAUCAGAUGCUGACAAUGAAUUAAUUAUUCGUGAUUUAUGUCCUUCAGGUUAUUCAUUUCAUCAUGUUCCUAGACCUGGUUCUACUCGUGGAGGAGGAGUUGGCUUGUUAUUUCGAUCAUCUUUCAACUUAAAGUUGCAGCCGCUCAAGAAGUUUUUGUCCUUUGAAUAUAUGGAUUUGUUAUUGUCAAGUACAGUCGGUUUAAAACUCAGAGUUAUUAUUGUUUAUCGCCCACCUCCCUCGACCUUGAAUGGUUUAACACCCUCAUUGUUCCUUGAUGAGUUUUCUACGUUCCUGGAGCACUAUAUCGCUGAUCCUGAUGGAAUAUUAUUAGUUGGUGAUUUUAAUAUACAUGUUGACACCUGUUCUUCCCAACACUCAACUGAAUUUCUUCAAUUGUUGGAUUCUUUCAAUCUUACUCAACAUACACAUGGCUCAACGCAUAAAGAUCGACACACCUUAGAUCUUGUGAUUACAAGAUCUGAUGAUAGAAUUGUUUCGAAUUUAACAAUUGGUUCUCCUUUUGUCAUCUCUGAUCAUGCUGCUGUUCACUUCCAGCUCUCGCUUAAUAAGCCGCCGCUCGACAAGAAGAUUAUUUCAUUCAGAAAGCUUCGAUCUAUUGAUUUUGAUAAUUUCUGUGCUGAUGUUAUGAAUUCGAGCCUUCCUGAUCUUUUUGCCUCGUCAUCGUCAUCCUUGGAUUAUUUGAUUGAUCAAUAUAACAGAGUCCUUACUACCAUACUUGAGACUCAUGCUCCACUGCAAAAAAAGUUAGUUACUUUGCGUCCCGCUGCACCUUGGUAUUCUGAGGAGAUAAAUAAUUUAAAGAGAUCCGUAGAAAACUUGAACGACGCUGGCGAAUGACCAAACUUCCUUCUGAUCGUAAGUUGUUUAUUGAGGGAUGUGAUGCUGUCAACAACUUAAUUCGUGAUUCCAAGAAGAAUUAUUUCGCAUCAUUAAUCAAUGAGAAUCAGUCAAAUUAUAAACAGCUUUUUAAGAUAAUUGAUAAACUACUACAAAGGAAAACAGAUAUUCAAUAUCCCCCUGCAAAUCGCCCACUGAUCUUGCUAACAAGUUUAUUAAGUACUUCACUACAAAGAUAGAUAGAAUACGGGGUAAUAUAACGUCUGCUGCUUUCUCUCAUCGAGAUACAGUUGCUGUUGUUGACAACGCCUGUCCAUAUUCUUUUGAUACUUUCAAAAUGGUAACAGCGGAUGAAGUUCAUACAUGUAUCAUGAAUCUGGCUGCUAAGUCAUGUGCUCUUGAUCCUCUUCCUGGUUAUGUUACAAGAAAUGCACUUAGUGUUCUGUUGCAUUUCAUUUCCAAAAUCAUAAAUAUCUCAUUGGAAUCUGGUCAGAUGCCUUCGCAACUCAAGGUUGCAAUGUUACGCCCGCUCCUUAAGAAAUCUUCUUUGGAUCAUACUCAAUUCUGCAAUUAUCGUCCUGUAUCGAAUCUUUCAUUUAUUAGCAAAGCAAUUGAAAAAUUGGUAGCUAAUCAACUUAUCUCCUACAUUAACGAAUAUGAGUUAAAUGAGACAUUCCAGUUGGCGUACAAGAAAUAUCACAGUGCUGAAACUGCACUUAUUCGUGUUCACAAUGAUAUUCUUUCUGCCAUUGAUAAUCGUCGAAUCGUAAUCUUACUGUUAUUAGACCUUUCCGCUGCCUUCGAUACAGUCGAUCAUACCAUCCUCCUCUCUCGUUUACGUGUACGGUUUGGGAUAGCUGGGAAGCCUCUAUUAUGGUUGCAAUCUUAUUUAUCGAAUCGCACGCAAUAUGUCUCCGUUGAUGGUGGUACUUCGACGAAACAUGACCUUAAAUGUGGAGUGCCACAAGGAUCUGUCUUGGGACCCAUUUUGUAUUUGCUUUAUACUUCACCGCUUUCAGAUAUCGUAAAGAAAUUUAACCUGAGCUAUCAUUUUUAUGCUGACGACUCACAGCUUUACUUGUCUUUCCAACCAACCGUACUGGGUGAUAGGGAUCAAGCGGUUUCUAGCAUCGAGAGCUGUGUGGAUGAAAUCAGUCAUUGGAUGAUGGUUAAUCGUCUUAAAUUAAAUAAAGACAAAACUGAAUUAUUGGUAAUUUCCGCUAAACAUCUUCCAAGACCACUCCUUCACGAAAUUUCAGUUGCUGGUGAGACUAUCCCUUCCGUGCAAAAGGCGAGGAAUAUCGGCACUAUGUUCGACAGCCAUUUUUGCUUUAAGGAUCAUAUUACUGACAUUUGUAAAUCUUCAUUUUAUCAUUUGCGAAAUAUUAGCUAUAUCAGGAAAUAUCUUUCAGCGACCACUACUGAAUUGCUGGUUCAUAUGUUUGUAUCUUCGAAGCUGGAUUUCUGCAAUUCCCUUUUGUAUGGCCUACCAGCCUACGCUAUAAAAAAAGGCUACAACACGUCCAGAAUGCCGCGGCGCGCCUCGUCACACUUACAAAAAAUCAUGAUCACAUUACGCCUGUUCUUUUCAAUCUUCAUUGGCUUCCUGUUAACCAACGUAUUAUUUUUAAGAUUUUACUAAUAACCUACAAGGCACUUAACAACUUGGCACCGUCGUACAUUUGUGAUCUGCUAACAUCUUACACCCCAUCGCGUCAACUACGCUCAUCAUUCAAGCACCUUCUGGUUUCUCCAUCCUAUAACUUGAAAACAUAUGGCGCAAGAUCCUUCUCUGUAGCAGCACCAUCAUUAUGGAAUGCUUUGCCAAGUGAAAUUAGAAAUGCUCAGUCUGUUUCUGUUUUUAAACGUAGAUUAAAAACUUUACUCUUUAGAAAAGCCUUUUAUAAUUAAUAUUAGCUGUCUUAAGUGUUAAUGUUUAAGCUUUUUUGUUGGCGCCGUUGAACAGUAGGAUACUGGCGUGGUAUAAAUCUUUUAUUAUUAUUAUUAUUAUUAUUAUUUAUAAUUAAUAUUAGCUGUCUUAAGUGUUCAAGUUUUUUUUUUGGCGCCUUUGAACAGUAGGAUACUGGCGCGGUAUAAAUCUUUUAUUAUUAUUAUUAUUAUUAUCCGUCUGUGCGAUUACAAAAUCAGAAUUACUGCGAUGAUGUAAGGUAUUGAAACGACUAAUGUACGAGUCAUAAUAUUUUGGCUUGUGGAUGAUUAGUGAUAUAGACUGAUCGUCACAAAUAAACUGCAAAUAUAGAAACUGCAGAAAAUCAAAGUCUGGAAGAAAUUAUAGGGAUUUGACAACGCUUCAGACUCAUUCCAGUUCUAGAUACCGACUGGGAAAAAUACUACCAUUAGAGUUUUAAAGCUAGGACUUGGCAGAUCUUAUAGUAAUUUAGCUCUCUAGGUAAUGAAUACAACCAAGAGAGCAUCUUUUUCUUUCAGCGCGGUCUUACUAACUGUCGGCGUAGAGAUGCAAAGCUUCUUAUUGUCCGCAUAACUACUUAUAAUAUAUAGAUUUAGGCAAGCCUGAAAGCGGAGCUCGCAUUUUUUUUUCCCCGCACGUCUCUUCAACAAAGCUAAAGCCCCUACUAUGGAUAAAAUGCGUGGUAAUAUUAAUGGAUUUUCAUUCGCAACUUCUCCGUGUCCGUGUAGAGGACUGAUUAUAAGAUAGUGCCCGUGGUACAGUUGGCCGCGCAUGCUAAAAGUAGCACCUUGUACGGUCGGUCGUACGGUCGUACAUUCAAAUUUUUUCGGCUUGAUGAGUUACUACUAUUUUGUAUAAUCAUGGGGCUACGCUCUGCGAGCUCCGCUAUAAAGCUUGAUCGUUAACAUUUACCGCAUUGGUGUUAUUCUUUUUUAGUACAACCACAUGCAAAGUAGAUUUUCAGAAUUUAAGAUCACUUUUAAUCGGCUCAUACACAAAAUAUUGUAAUUUAUUUCUUGUUUUCAGUUUCUUUUACGAUCGUAAUCUGAACAGCAAACAGGAGCAGGCGGUCCAGAAGAUUGUGUCUGGAUCUUCACGCCCUGCUCCAUAUCUCGUGUUUGGACCCCCCGGAACUGGAAAGACGGUUACUUUGGUCGAGGCGAUUAAACAGGUGAGGAGGAUUUAAUGGGGAGCUUUCCCAUUUCUAGCCUAUUUGAUAAAAAUGGCUCUGGUUCUGGAUGGAAAGAUUAAGUCUAUUCCUAGCGUACGAGUUGCGCGUUGUCGCCUGUAACCAAUGUAAAGUGUCACCGGAAAUUUUCAGCAAAAACGCUUGCGAAUUUUGCAAGUAGAUCUCACAGGAGCAUUGUGCUUGUAGGUAAACGCUGGUUCGGCUGGUUGGUUUUCAACGCUGAAUCGUUCAAUUUAGGGUCUGCUGGGUUGUCCCAACAAAUGGAAAGCGGCCAAGGUUAUUUUUUUUUUUUACCAUUUUGGCAGUUUCAUUGAUGGACUGAAAAAUGCAACCUGUAAUUCGCUGUCUAUCUUCUUUUCGUUACCUAAAGGUGCACGCUUUGAUUGACUCAAGCUACAUUCUGGCGUGUUCGCCAGAAAACAGCGCUGCUGACUUAUUAGCUGAGCGCCUGUUGCCUCAUGUAGAUAAAGGCAAAUUGUUCCGGAUUUAUGCUGCGUCAAGGCCGUGGGACUUUGUGCCUCAAAAGCUCAAGGUGAACAGUCUAAUUCUUUCCAUUCAUUUUUAUACAAUAGUAUUAUUUGGACAGAUAGUUCCAGCAUUCAACUGCCUAAAAUAUUUAGACCCUAGAUUUUCCAAAAAAUGUUACGCAAAGUCUACAUCUGAACUAAUCAUAGUCGGAGCGAUAUAUCUAGCUUCUUAACCUGGUGUUCACUUUUCAGGACGCACGAGUGGUAAAUUUUGACCCUGUGUUACGUGAAGUGUAUUUCCCUUCUAAAGAAGAGUUGAUGAGCGACUAUCGCAUAAUUGUCACAACUCUGGUCACGGCAGGAAGGUAGGUGGUAACACCGUGUCUGUAAUUGAAAAUAACCUGCCAUCAUCAAAACUGGUGAUGGCGCUAUGUAAGCAUCUGAGUAUAUUUUCUCCCUUGCAAACAAGAACGUCAAGGAAUGAAGAAAUACAAACUCGUGUUAUCGUUCUACAAGCCGUUUGACUGCCAAAACUUUUUUUUUUUGCAUCAUUUUCUCAGGUUGGUGUCAGCAUUGUUCCCAAGAGAUCACUUCACGCACAUUUUCAUAGACGAGGCGGGUCAUGCAACAGAACCUGAGUGUAUCAUCCCUGUGACGGACCUCCUGGACCCCAAUAAUCCCAGGGGCGGUCAGCUGGUGCUUGCGGGAGACCCUAAGCAGUUGGGCCCGAUCCUCAGAUCUCCAAUUUCACAGAAAUAUGGACUGGGUGAGUAUAUCACAGAUAACAUCUGCAACAGCACAUACUGUAAACAUAUUUCCCUGUUUCUCUGUUCCCUUCUAGCCCUUUAUGAUCAUCAGUUCCAGUACGUUUAUCAGUAGACAACAGGAACAUUUAAAAUUCAGACUAAAGUUGACAUUUCAGACAAAAGCCGAAUGUCAGACUUUCUGCUCUUUGAAAUUCGUGAUUUAUUUAAAAUUUAUUUCCAAAGAGAUAAUCAAAGAGUUUUGCUACUUACCCGCUUACAAGGUGGGAAAACGUCCUUCUAAAUGAGCCGCCGUUGUCUCCUAUUCACAGAAACUUCUCUUUUGGAACGGCUGAUGACGUCAUGCCCUGUCUACGAUCGUGGACCCAGAGGGAGUUAUAAUCCAAAUCUGUUGACAAAACUUGUGAACAAUUACCGUUCACACAGAGCCAUUAUCGAGAUUCCCAAGCAGCUGUUUUAUGAUAACGAGCUGAAUGAAUGCGCUGGAGAUUUCAGGUAAAAAAAAAAUCGCAUAUUUUCUUCAAAGCUACAGCAAAUGAGAAAACAGCUACACUUUAAGACACUAGCUUCAUGAAAAUGUAAUAUAGGCAAUACCUUAUUGGCCAGCUGCCCGUAACACCGGCGGUGAUACCCGUUGGAGAGUUAUCUUAAGGCCCAAAAGCAUGCUAAUCUACGCAUGACUCGCGCUUUGUUUCACACCUCUUUCCUACGUCAACCAAACCGGAAUGUAAAACAUUGCACUGCUAAUAUUCACUUGUUUUUUCCAAGAAAUGUGAUGAUAGGCUGGGAAGAGCUUCCCAAUAAGAACUUUCCGAUUAUUUUCCAUCCGGUGUUUGGUAAGGACGAGAGAGAAGGCAGCAGCCCUUCUUUCUUUAAUGUGGCUGAGGUGGAAACUAUUGAGCGAUACCUGAGGAAACUGUUAGACGACAAUGUGAGGAGCAGAGGACUAAAGCACUUGAGACCUGAGAUGAUUGGGGUGAUAUCUCCUUAUAGAAGACAAGUAAGUACAAGAAUGGAACUUAUCUUGCAUUGUUCCUGGUGUUAGACGAUUCGAUAGCGUACAUUCUUUGAUGUUUUUUUGCUUUUUUUGUUUGUUUGUUUUUUUUUUACAAUUAAAUUAUGUCAAACAGCUUUCCAAUUCAUUUAAUUCCCCAUAAGAAUUAAAUGUCUCCUCAUUCUUCCAUGUACAUUGUAAGGUAAACGCCUUGGCACGCAUCAUGCUCAAUAUUUUAGCGAUCAGAGUUGAUCUGUUGAAUUGACGGCUCCCCCACCCUGGUCUGUCCAACAUCCCAGAAGAUCUCAUCAUUAACUGUUUACCUUUCAGUCCUUAUCGCUUAUCAGAAUUCUCUUUUCAUGGCAAGGUGCAAAAGAUCCAGAAAAUGAUUGAAAGAAGACGCUUUGAUGGCGAAAUCAAAGUUGGCAGCGUGGAAGAGUUUCAGGGGCAAGAAAGAAGAGUAAUCAUCUUGUCAACAGUUAGGAGCACCGAGAAAGAAUAUCUGGAGAUGGACAAGGACUUCCGCCUCGGAUUCCUCAACAAUCCCAAGGUAUGGUCUCCAGUUAAUCUUUGUGUUUGACUAAACCCGUCAUAUGCAGGGGCAGGUUUUUUUUUGUGUGUUUUUUUUAUCGUAAUUCCUACUAUUGUUAUUUUUAUUAUUAUCAUUGGUUAAUUCAAGGAAUAAAGAUUCAAUUGUGGUUGGGGGAAAGUUGGUAAAUUGAAAAUGGUAGAUAUUAUGACUGGCUACAUUUUUAAAAAGGUUCAAAACUCCUUUGAAGGGUAAGAAAUGACUUGUUUAUCACAUUUACGUUUAUCAUACCUCUCCUUUAGCCAUUGAAUCCCGAGAUUUAUAAUUUUGGUAUUUUCCCUAACUAAGGGCAAAACAUUUAUGUCAUGCCCAAAGAAGCUCCCGUAUGGAUGAAAAAGUAGUUCGUUAAUUUUUAGGGAGACCCCGGUAUUCCACAUCCCUUUGGAUUAUCUAAUGCACUUUUAUCGAGUAACAUUUUACUCGUUUCCUCCAGAGAUUCAACGUGGCCAUAACUCGUGCCCAGGCUCUCUUGAUUCUCAUAGGGAAUCCAGACAUGCUCUGCGUGGACGAGAACUGGAAAACGUGAGUGGAACAGAUUACAUUCAUAACAACUGUUAGAAAAUAAAGAAUGUGCUAGAUACAACUUGGGUAACUCAUAACUUUUUCUAUUUUAAACUCUAUAGGUUCUGUGCUCUCUACUGAUGUAGCAAAAUCUUAUUUCAACUCUUUUUUUUCUAGUUUUGUAGAUUUUUGUCGAGAAAUCAAAGCUACUGUUGACGUGGAAAGGAAAGAAAAGAUGGAAGACAUAGCAGACACUCUAAAAAGAUUCAAAAUCUUCCCCGCAGCCGCUUCAGGUAAACAGCAGAACUGAUUUAAUCUCGCUGUAAAAAAUAAUCAGAAUAACUGAUAUGCCAAUUAUCGUGUUUUCAUUGGUUAUUUCUUUUUAACUGGUUAAACUUUAUUUUGAUGGAUAUCUACCACUAGCCAUCUCCACUUCGGUGAACAGUUGUAAAAUACUCGAGUAAAGGUGUCAAUGGUUUUUUUUUUGUCAAGAGAGCGAGAAAAGAGAAAUAGAUGAAAAAUCUGAGUUCUCCAAGAAAAAAAAAUCCAGAACUCGGAAUUGGCAGGCCAACGCUUUACCACUGAGUGACAAAAAACUAACCAAUGAACAAGGCCAUUACUAGGCACAUAAAUUUAACGAGCAUGCACAAUGAUGAGAAGGUGUUGUUAUUUGUUUCACCCAUGUUGUACGUUUGGCUUCUCACACUAAUUACCGUUACACAUAAUUCUUCUUCAGAAUACGACGAAGACUCGGAAAUUAGCCAGCGUCAGCUUCAAGAGCACCCAGAGUGGACUAGGCGCGAGUAAUGUCUCUGUUCUAGUCUACAGCUGCGCUAGAAUCUUAUCAUCCUGUAAUUAUACUUUUUAACAAAGCAUCCCCGAAGACUUUUACUUGUAAUGUCAGUGUUAGACUUUGUAGGUUAGGAUUUGCAAUUGGGACAAAUUGCAUUGUUACACUUUUAAAGUGGACAGGUGCUGUCUUCCUUCGAGGAGUAAGUUAGUUUCAUUUGAAUAAUUAAUUAUUUCUCUGUACUUUAAACUGAGAAAAUUGCAAACUCUAAGCUUUGAAAGCUUUACACUGGCAGUAGAUGGUUAUGUGGUUUAAAGUAGAAAUGUUAUCACUCGGAUUUUAUUAACCCGUUUGCGAAUUUCAUGUGUCCGUCAUAAUCGCUGUUUUAAACAUGUUUUUAUAGUUUUUACUUACUCAAAAGUAAAACUUUUGGCUCGCUAAAAGCGAAAAAUUCAGAGCUGUAGGUGAAUUUCUCAUAAGAAAGCUGCCUCUGAAAAAGAAGUGCUGCCUUUUUUAUUUUUCCUGCAUUUUACUUUGUGUUUAAUCGAGCAGAAACAGUUUUUGCUGAGUUUGACCAGGUGUACUUAGCAGUUGCUCCCAAUGAUGGUCAAACACAUGGGUAUAUAAACACGUAGCUUUUUGGUAAUUUUUAAUUAAAAGGCAAUUGAGAUAGAAGCCAUAAAGGUUAGAAAAGCGAUGCGUGAGAGAUUUUUAUCAUACCUUUUUUUUUUCAUCAACUCUUCCUUUUAUCAACCUUUUUCUCUCUUGCAAGAGCAAGAUUGCUAGAGCCAUUCCCUUCUAACAGUUCAACAGCGCGUACCUAAAAUGUACUAAUCUCAACUUCCUUCUGUCAAGAACUGAGAUCUUAAAGACCCGUCUUGGCAAUAAAGGUUUGCCCUUUCCUUGGCUACUUCAAGCCUUUUAUCCUCAUGACUUGCUAAGAAUUGUUUUGGAACUCGAGCUCUUGUAGACCGUACAACAGUUAAGACAAUAAACUAAUUUACU